Messenger RNA from Microthlaspi erraticum, 279 nucleotides. The record is from the annotation of a GenBank genome assembly. NCBI's taxonomy places the organism in Eukaryota, Viridiplantae, Streptophyta, Magnoliopsida, Brassicales, Brassicaceae.
AUGCUUACCAAGGGAGAUUUUGAAAACGUUGUGGAUCCUGGACUUAAUAGAAACUAUGAGCCUACUUCUGUCUGGAAGGCUAUUGACAUAGCAAUGUCAUGCGUAAAUCCUUCUUCAGAGAAAAGACCAAGCAUGUCUCAAGUUACUAAUGAACUAAAGCAGUGCCUAACAUUAGAAAACUCAAGGCAAGGGGUGAGACCCCAAAUGAGUUCAAACAGUUCUGUUGAACUGAGCCUGAGCGUGAACUUCACCUCAGAAGUUACCCCUAGCGCACGGUAA